Messenger RNA from Symbiodinium sp. CCMP2456, 639 nucleotides. Lineage: Eukaryota; Dinophyceae; Suessiales; Symbiodiniaceae. The record is from the annotation of a GenBank genome assembly.
UCCAACUGUGGUGUCACGCACAUCAACCUCAAAUACAACAAGAUCGGAGCCGCGGGGGCCAAGGCACUCGCAGAUGGGCUGAAGUCCAACCGAACCGUCACCCACGUCAAUCUUGAAUACGACAAUAUCGGAGACGCGGGUGCCGAGGCACUCGCAGAUGGGCUGAAAUCCAACCGAACCGUCACCCACGUCAAUCUUAAAUACACCAAUAUCGGAGACGCGGGUGCACUGGCAGACGCCCUGAAGUCCAACUGUGGUGUCACGCACAUCAACCUCAAAGAGAACUACAUCGGAGACGCGGGGGCCAAGGCACUCGCAGAUGCGCUGAAAUCCAACCGAACCGUCACCGACAUCAACCUCGGUGACACCAAGAUCGGAGACGCGGGUGCCGAGGCCCUCGCACAUAUGCUGACCUCCAACAGUACCGUCACGCACGUCAAUCUUGAAGACAACGAUAUCGGAGACAAGGGUGCCGAGGCGCUCGCAGAUAUGCUGACGUCCAACAAUACCGUGACCCGCGUCAACCUCGAAGCCAACAUCGCCAAGGAAAUGCACCACUGCUGCCGCGACUGCUGGCCUGUUUCACUGACGAGAAGACGUAAGAGUUGUUACAAAGACCCCCGCCUUGUAAUGUUUUGA